Messenger RNA from Erinaceus europaeus (western European hedgehog), 5860 nucleotides. It is a transcript of the gene FAM8A1, whose product is annotated as family with sequence similarity 8 member A1. The transcript has 5 exons. Lineage: Eukaryota; Metazoa; Chordata; Mammalia; Eulipotyphla; Erinaceidae. The coding region runs from base 99 to 1313 and encodes 404 amino acids. The record is from RefSeq and is a predicted model, not a curated record.
UGUGGCUGCUGCGGUGGCGACGGGGCCGUUGGGGCGGGGCCUGCGGGGGCAGGAGACGGCGCAGUGACAGGGCCGCCGUGAGUGCGGGCAAGGCGACUAUGGCUGAGGGGCCGGAGGAAGCCCGAGGCCGCCCUCCCGGGUCGGAUGGCGGCGGCGGCGGAGGGGACCUCGAGCCCGGCGCUCUGACCGCCGCCCCUCCAGCCGAACCCCAGGCCCCGGACCGGCCUCCUACCCCGGGCCUCCCGGUCGCUACUGCUGCGGCUGCUGCGGCGGCGGCCGAGCAGUCGGAGCGGCCGUGCGAGCCCGGGAAGCGCGGGGAGGCGGCCUCCGGCUCCGGCGCGGGCGCGGGCCUGCAGGAGCCGGCGGCUGGCGAGGGCCCCGAGGCCGCGGGGCCGCGGGAGAGGGCGGCGCGGCUGAGCGCCCGCGAGUACUCGCGGCAGGUGCACGAGUGGCUGUGGCAGUCCUACUGCGGCUACCUCACCUGGCACAGCGGGCUGGCCGCCUUCCCCUACUGCAGCGCGCAGCCCGCCCCGCCGAGCUGCCCCGCGGCCGCCGCGCCGCCGCCUCCCCAGCUGGGCUACUACAACCCCUUCUACUUCCUGGGCGCCGCGGCCGCCACGCCGGACCCCGGGGCGGCGACCGACCUCAGCACCCCGGCCCCGGCCGCCGCGCAGGGCCCCGGGGCGCCCCAGGUGCAGGGCUCAGCCCGCGCGGCCCCCGGGACCAGAGUAGCAGCAUCCGCUGCCCCUUCGCGAACCCAAAGCGACGCGGGGCGACAGGCAGGCAGAGAGUAUGUUAUUCCAUCCUUGGCUCACAGAUUUAUGGCAGAGAUGGUGGAUUUCUUCAUUCUCUUCUUUAUAAAAGCAACCAUUGUCUUAAGCAUUAUGCAUCUCAGUGGAAUAAAGGAUAUCUCUAAGUUUGCGAUGCAUUAUAUCAUAGAAGAAAUAGAUGAAGACACAUCAAUGGAAGACUUGCAGAAAAUGAUGGUUGUGGCUCUUAUAUACAGAUUAUUAGUUUGUUUCUAUGAGAUAAUUUGCAUUUGGGGAGCAGGUGGAGCCACCCCUGGGAAGUUCCUGUUAGGGCUUCGAGUUGUAACAUGUGAUACAUCUGUGCUUAUUGCACCAAGCCGGGUCUUAGUGAUUCCUUCCUCAAAUGUUAGCAUAACAACGUCUACUAUACGAGCUUUGAUCAAGAAUUUUUCUAUUGCUUCUUUCUUCCCUGCUUUCAUUACAUUGCUGUUUUUUCAGCAUAAUCGAACAGCCUAUGACAUUGUAGCAGGAACCAUUGUAGUAAAAAGAAAUGGCGUCAGAUGAUGCCCCCAAAAGCUCUGAAUUCCAUAUUCUCUGGAAUAAUGAAGACUCAAUUAUAUAUCAAGGCCAUCAGUAUCCCUGGGUUACAUUAAUUGAUGAAUUAGAAAUUAAAGUAGUGGCUCCAGUGCGAUGCAGGUGACUAUUCUGAAAAGUAUUAAUUUUACUUGAAUGCCAAAGAAUUUUUCCAGAAGAAAAACCUGUUCGAUUCAAGUGUUAAAAUUUUUAGAUGGCAAGUGGUUUUAUAAUCAGCAGUGGAUAAUAAUCUCUUUAAGACACUACAUCUUGGGUUUUAAAAUCUCCAAUUGAAACCUCAAAAAUUUUAUUUUGGUUUUAUCCCAAAAUGAUGGAAAAUGUCCAGCUGUGUUUUGUAAACACUUUUGUUAACACUUCUUAGGGGAAUUGUCUUUGCUUUUUGAAUGGGGUAGGGGAAAGGACUGGGGAGGGUUGUUAGACAAGACUUGAUAAGCUACUUAUCUCCUCAUAAGUAACUGAUAAGUUAGCUGCAAGAGAACAGUGUGAGGCAGGCUUAAUAGUUCUCAGAUUUGUACUACAGUUUAUUGUGGGCAUAAUAAGCUGUACAGUUAUUCUUAAUGCUUAAACAUGUAUUUGGGGGUAAGGUUUGCAUGAUAAUGAAAAAGUAUUGAUUCAUAUUAUACUAUUGACCUUUCUUUAGUCGUUACUCUUAAUGGGAAAAAAAGCAACUCUUUACUAUAAUUCUAACUUAAAAUUUAUGUGCAAGUGUCAAACUAUGUAUAUGGGGGGGAUGUUGCAUAUUUACUGUAAAAUGAUAUUCCCAGUAUGUGUACAGUAUGGAGAAAGUAUUAGUGCUUUUCAGUGUUCUGAAUUUAACUCCUUUUUAUACACAAAAAUAUGCACUUGUUUUUGUUUAUAAUUCCAUAACUUUUGAAACAUCAAGGAGUUAAUCUCAGUAUUUCAUGAUUAAAUAUUAAUAGCCUGUGAAAUAUUAACACCCUCUCAUUAUAGAUUGUUUAUUUCAAAUAAGAGUAGCAUAUCUAUACAUUAUUCUAAGUUCUUUGGUUCUAUGAACCAGAAGGUCACUUUGGGCCUGCCAGGGAUUGGUGUUUUAAAGAAAAUGUUAAUCAGACAGCAUUUUAUGUAUUGUCAAUUUAUUAUUCUGUUGAAGCAAAAUGGUGGUUUUAUGUGCAUGCUUUUGUAGAUGCCCAGUCAGCUGUUAACAUAUACUAGACUGAAAGUUUUGUCUCUUAGGUAUUAAAAAGCAAAAAACAAAACAAAACAAAAAAAAAAACAAAACACUAAGUUUAUCAUCAUUCAGUUGCUUAAAUGAUAAAUGUAAACUUUAACUUAUGACUAUCAAUUUUAAAGUAGGUUUUUAACAUUUGAAAUUGUGAGAGUAUACUCAUUUUUAUAUGACUGUAACAAUGUCCUUAUUCCUUUUAAAGUGCCAUAAACCAUGGUUUUCAAAGUAACUACAUGAAAUUCGCGAAGACAGUCUGUUAAGUACGUCAGAGUAAACAGAUUAGUUAUUUUAAGCCUGGGAGAAGAUAGUGUUAUGACCUUUGACAGUAGGAAAAGCUUUUUAAUGUUCACCCCAGGGUCUAAUGCAUGAUUUCACCUCCCAGACCAAUCAUUCUUAUUUCAGAUAGACACCAAAGCACUGUAGCUUUCCCCUGAUGGUACUCUCAUGUUUGCUAAGGCUUUAACUUGGGCCACAGGGGGAUAACAAGGCAAGUGCCUCCCUCAGUGGGUGAGCUGUCAAGCUGUCAGUCUUACUGAUUUUUGUUUGUUUGUUUGGUUUCUCCUAAACUAGAAAUUGGGAAACAGACUUACCGCUUUGCAGCACAUACAUUAGCAUUAGUACACAGACCAGACCAUUUCUGCUACUUACUGGGAAUGCAUCUUGUAUAUAUACUAUCUAAGAUGACUAUUUGGCUGUUUUUAUUGACUUAGCAAGAGAAGCAAAGUCCAAUUUGUUGUACUUAAAAUAUUACACAAGUCGUUCAGAUUAAGUCCAUGAACUACAUACAUAGCACUAGAAAACAAAUAGAAGUGUUACUGUUUAUAACAAAUUGCAAGUAACUCAGCACUUAGGAAACCAGUCCCAAAUAAUUGAACAAAUACAAAACACUACAUAACUUAUGUGGAAGAGACAGCCACCACCCCCAGCUCCCAGGAAAUACUUUUCUAUUUAGCAUAUUUCACUUACAGAAAUUCUAACUUUAUGUGAAAGUACCCUCAUGCCAAAACUCUAGCCUAAAAAUGACACUAAGUUUUUUAGUGCAGAUAAUACUCAUUAAGUAUUGAAAAACAAAAAUUGGGAAUCAGCCUGCAUGAGAAUACUGUUUCAGUCAACAUACUCAAAAUAAAAUCAUGGAAGAGGCAGUUAUUUUAGGCAUCUAGAAAAUCUUACCACUGUGGUCUGAGAGGUGACACAGUGGGUAUUGGAUUCUCAACAUGAGGUCCUGAAUUCAGUCCCCAGCAGCACAUAUUCCAGUGAUGUCUGAUUAUGUUUCUCUCCAUUUUUUCUCAUUAAUAAAAUCUUAAUUUAAAAAUCUCACCUUCUAUUACUAAAAGUAGCCAUAGUGACCAGCACAGGGGAAAAAUCUGAUGUCCUAAUGUUGAUGUUGAGCCUAGCAGGUGGUGUGAGAUGGCAAGCGUUGCUUUUAGACUAAUGCAUGAUUAUAGUAAUAAGCAAUUCUGGGUACUACACCUUUAAAUUAUCCAACAUACUAUGUAGCACUGGUUCAGAAACUGUUCUACCUAAUCAUGUUCCAGUUUCAAGUACUUAGGGUUGGGGAAAAAAUGCACUAAAUUUGAGGGCCACCUUAUCUAAAGUAAAAAUGCCUAAGGCUUACAUUUUAUUAGUAAAAAAUUACAUAGCAAACACUGAACAUCCCCAGUCUCUGGCAGCCAUAUGAUAUUUAAUUCUAUAUUAAAUCAUGAUUGUCAGAAUGACAACGUGUCAUUUAGCCUAAUGCCUUCAAGCUCCCAUCCCUGUUGUGACAAACGGCAAGGUUAUCUUAAGCAUGAAUACAAAUCCAUUUUAGGGUGAAGUCACACAUCUUUUUUUUUUCUUUAUUGGGGGAUUAAGGUUUUACAGUGAAGAGUAAAUUACACAUCUUUUAACCAUGCUUAGUCAGUCAUGGAUUACAUAUGCUUGUCUACCAUCUAGGUUUGUGUAAUUGCAUUUUAUUAUUAUUUUUUUUUGCCUCCAGUUAUUGCUGGGGCUGGAUGCCUGCACUAUGUAUGAGUCCACUGCUUCUGUGGCCAUUUUUAUUUUGGGGGGUAGGACAGAAAUUGAGAGGGGAGAGGAAGAUAGAAAGGGAGACAGAUACCUGCUUCAUCACUUGUGAAGUGACCCCCCCCCUGCAUGUGGGGGGGGAGCGGGGGGUUCAAAUCGGGAUCCAGUUAGUGUACCAUAUUUACUUCAUCUAUUUAUUUUGGAUAGAAAGUGAGGAGAUAGGGGGAGAAACACCUACAGCACUGCUUCAAUGCUCAUGAAGCUUCCCUGCUGCAGGUGGGGACCAGGGACUUGAAUCUGGGUCUUUGUGCCUGUAAGUCUGCUGUCACUACCUGACCCUGAUAGGCAUUUAGGUUAUAUGUUGACUAUUGUAAAUAAUGUUGCUAUAAACAUGGACAUGACUGUCUCCAAGUUUUUUUUCCCAAUAAACUUCCAAAAUUAUCCUUUUCACCACACAGAUAGCAAUGGUAGUUUGACAUAGUCUAUUAUGUUAAAUUCCCUUUGUUGCUUUGAGUUUAAUCCUACACUUCACCUUUUUAAUAUAUCAUUGAAUUUGGUUAGCUGAUAUUAAGCAUGUAUGUUCAUCAGGAACAUUUACCUAUAACCUAAAUUAUCUAUCUGGUUUUAGUACCAGGUAACAUUUGCCUUGUGGGAUUGAAAGUGUUUCCUCUUCAGCCCUUUGGAAGAAUUCACCAUUGAAGAUAUCUAGUUCUAAACUUUAUUAGCAGUCUAUUGAUUUUUCUAUUUUAUCAUGAUUGAAUUGGCUUAUGUUAGGUCUCUUGUAAUUUUAGUUUAUUCAAUUAGUAGCCUUUAUCUUUUAUAUCUUUCUCAUUUUUGAAUACUUUCUUGGUAAGUCUGGCUGCCUUUGGUUUCCAGGGUUUUUUGUUUCCUUUUGGACACAAAAUUAUCUUAAUUCCACUUUAAAAGGACUAAAUUGUUUGGUUGCUUUAAAUGCUUAAGUAUUUUGAGCAGAUAACAGAAGUUGAAAAUUAAAACUAUUGAGUAAAGGGCUUUUUGAAGGAAUAUUCAGUAUUUUCAUACUAUACUAUUCCUACUAAGACAGGUUGUUUCAUUUGAAGAAUAUGCCUACAAACAGCAGUAUUUCUAAUACCUGACAAGUGUCAUUUAGUUUGACAUUACCCAAUUUCUUAUAUUAAAAGGCCAAAGUUUUUACAAUAUUUACCUGAGUAGUUUGUUUUUAAACUCUGUACCUUUGGAAUUCAUUGGAGAAUCUGAUGGCCUGCCUUUAAAUAAAAUCCAGCAUUCUAUUUUUAGUAAUUCAUAUGCCACCAGUUUGUAACCUUUGUUUUAAUAAAGUCACCAAUGUGUU